Molecule: messenger RNA, 729 nt
Organism: Phialemonium atrogriseum
Lineage: Eukaryota; Fungi; Ascomycota; Sordariomycetes; Cephalothecales; Cephalothecaceae
Exons: 1
Source: RefSeq, a predicted model, not a curated record
CCUACGCCAUCUCCACCACCGUCUGCCCUGUCGAGACCUACCCUGCCGGUCCGGGCGAGACCUACCCUGCCGGUCCCGGCGAGACCUACCCUGCCGGCCCGGGCGAGACCUACCCUGCCGGCCCCGGCGAGACCUACCCUGCCGGCCCCGGCGAGACCUACCCUGCCGGCCCCGGCGAGACCUACCCUGCUGGUCCCGGCGAGACCUACCCUGCUGGUCCCGGCGAGACCUACCCUGCUGGUCCCGGCGAGACCUACCCUGCCAACCCGCCCCCAGUCGAGACCUACCCUGCCAGCCCGCCUCCGGUUGAGACCUACCCCGCCAGCCCGCCCCCGCAGACCAUCGUCACCAGCUACGCUCCCAGCGCCCCCCCGUCCCCGACUGAGACCGCCUCCGGCGAGCUGCCCGUCACCGCCGCUGCUGGCCGUGUCGCCGGUUCCUUCGGGAUGGCCGGUGCCGUCGCCAUGGUUGCCGCUGCCUUCCUUUAAGGACCGAGCAAUGGGGGUCGCGUUCCUUUUUUCGGUUCUUUCCAUCUAGUCUUUUGUGUGCUUGGCCGAAGGCCUCGCGUCACUUUACGUGUCUCAUGAACAAACAACGAUGGGGCACUUUUUGGGAAAUUUGGGAAAGUGGAUAUGAUAAUCGCAUUCCUGUACAUAGUAUACUUUAAUUAUAUAGAACCAUCUAAUGGGCCUGUCAUGACACCAAUAUUGUAUGGUGUUCAACAUCUGC